This is a messenger RNA of Asparagus officinalis (garden asparagus), 1545 nucleotides long. RefSeq lists its product as uncharacterized. The record is from RefSeq and is a predicted model, not a curated record. The coding region runs from base 1 to 1545 and encodes 514 amino acids. The transcript has 3 exons. NCBI's taxonomy places the organism in Eukaryota, Viridiplantae, Streptophyta, Magnoliopsida, Asparagales, Asparagaceae. Gene Ontology annotation, molecular function: zinc ion binding.
AUGAUUCCUAUUGCAUGGCACAAUGCUAUUAGAAGUGUUGGUCAAGAAUUUGAUGAUAUUGAACAUUGUCGGCGGAGUUUAAGUAAUUACUCUAUUGCACGAGGAUUUAACUUUGAAUUUGUAAAAAAUGAACGCAAAAGGGUGACAGCAAAAUGCAAGGCCGCAAACUGCGAAUGGAUGGUUCAUUGCACCCGUCGUAGAGAUAAUGAUCGAUUCUAUGUGAAAAAAAUAUAUAGUUCUCAUAGUUGCUUGGGAGGAGGCAUAGGAAAGGAAGGAUAUCAACGGGCAUCUCGUAAGUGGAAUGCUAAUCAGCUCAAGACCAUAUUGAAGGAACAAUCCACUUAUCGCCCAAUUAAUUUUCAAAAGAAGCUUAAAAUGGAAUUUGGUUUGGACAUCCCUUAUCAUAGAAUUUGGUGGGGAAAAAAGCUAGCUCAACGUGAGUUGUAUGGUGAUACUAAAUUUUCAUAUGACCAACUCCGAUGGUAUAAGAAUAAAGUUAUAGAAACUAAUCCAGGAUCAAUUGUUCACCUAGAGCAUGAGGAUGGAAGAUUUACACGAGUAUUUGUGUCUUAUUAUGCUUGUUGGAAAGGGUUUAUGGAGGGAUGUAGACCAAUAUUGUUCUUGGAUGGUACACAUCUUUUUGAUAGGUAUAAAGGAACCUUACUUGCCGCAACUGCUCUAAAUGGAGAUGGUGGUAUGUUUCCCGUAGCAAUUUGCAUAUGCGGGACGGAAAAUGAGAGUAAUUGGGAAUGGUUUUUGGAAUGCAUUCGGGACAUCCUCUUCAAUGAUGAAGAUCCAUAUACUCCAGAUGAUGAACUGGUGUUAAUCUCUGAUAGGGACAAAGGACUUCAGAAUUCCGUGAAGAAAUGCUUUCCAUGGUCACAUCACUCUUAUUGUAUUCGCUUAUUAUAUGGAUGGUUGACAUCAAACGUAGCGGAGUCAUUCAAUGCUUGGAUCAAAGAAGCUCGUUAUUUGCCAAUUACCCAAACAAUUAAUAACAUUCGCAAGAAAAUAAUGAGGAUGAGUUUUGAAAGGCGGGAGGCAUCCCACAAGUGGACCACAACAUUUGUUCCCACUGUGGAAGAGCACCUUAUUCAGAUUAAUGAGCAAUCACGUUGUCUUUCUGCAAUUCCUUCUACUACCGGAAGGUACGAGGUGUAUGAUUUGCCCACCGUUGAAGUAGAUUUGAAUGAACGCACAUGCACUUGUCAUGAAUGGCAAGUAGUCGGGCUACCUUGCAAACAUGCGGCGACGGUUAUUCGGCAGAAUAUGGACACCCUUUACUCCUAUAUUUCCCACUACUUUAGUGUGGAGACAUACCGUAAAUGCUACUCCUUUCCGAUAUACCCAAUUCCUGAUGAUGACAAGCCAUAUAUAGAUGACGAAAAUAUGGUGAUUCGGCCACCGAAAACUUCAAUUCUUCGUGGAAGACCAAGGACGAAGCGCAUUCCUUCGGGAUUGAAUCCGGGCAAAGAGUUAAGAUGUAGUAGAUGUCAACAAUAUGGGCACAACCGUAGAACAUGUAGACAGCCUAUUGCAGACUAG